AUGUCCUCAAAGCUUUCGCUUAGUGUGCUAAUUAUUGGUGCUGGGCCAUCAGGAAAUACAGCAGCGACAGCGUUGGCUUCAGAUGGUCACACUGUCACCGUGCUCGAAAGACACCCUCAACUCCAGACACGGGGAGGCAAUAUCAUCGUACAGCCUUCUGCAGUUCAAUGCCUGAACCUGAUCGGUAUUUCGGAAUCUUUGGACCAAAUAUCAGUGGAUACAACAAAUCAUUACUUAUGGAGGUGGAAGGACGACGAGCCAUUCACAGAGACGAAAGCAAUACCUGAUGGAACGAUCCGAAAGCCCACGGAUAGACCAUCGUUGCAGCGGAUCACUUUCGAAGCUGCUGUCACCGCUGGAGCGAAGUAUCUCUUUGGCAAAACUGUUGUCCGUAUCGAUGAGCACGAGAGUGGCCAGCUGUUGGUGAAAGUCGCGGAUGGUGACGAAUACCUGGCCGAUUUGGUAAUCGGUGCCGAUGGCAUCAAGUCGAAAGUCCGCGAGCUGAUGAACCCCGGACAAGACAUGAAGCCAGUGACGUCGCCUGAAUGUAUCUUCCAGACGGAGGUUGACAUCGGCAUUGUGCAGCGAGACCCAGUCGCCGCCCCGUUUGGCGUCCUUUCACACCACCUUAUGUUCGGUCCCGGGCGUUACUGUAUCGGUCGACCAACCGCUCACGGAAGCAUGCGCUUACUCUUAUGCAAUAUGGAAUACGGCUAUCCCCUCACGGAUGAAGAUCUUGACGGAGCCUGGAACUCGGACGGGGACCCGGCCGAGAUACGCGAGGCGUUCAAAGGCUUCGGUGCGCCGCUGCGUGCCUACAUCGAGUGUGUGGUGCGUGGUGGCCGUCCAAUCGACAAGUGGCAUAUCGCAACCGCACCUCAGAUGGAAACCUGGCUUGGAUUUGGCGGACGUUGUGUCCUUAUAGGAGAUGCUGCUCAUGCCAUGGUGCCGCAUACCGCCCAGGGGGUGAGCCAGGGUAUUGAAGAUGGCCUGGCUAUGAGCACAGCUCUCCACUGGGCUGUUAAGCGAGAGGAUCUGACUUCUAUUUUGCAGAAGUGGGAGGCGCUACGAAAACCGCGAGCCGAGAAGAUGUUCGAUGCCGGCCAGAAGAACAUUGCCAUGUUCACUCUUCCCGACGGGCCGGAACAAGAAGCCAGGGAUCACAGACUCUCGACGACAGGCUUCACUGGCCGGCCAACAGACUGGAAUACUGUUAAAAUGGAUGAGAAUGCUCCCAGGAUGUCACCAGAGUAUACAAAAUGGGCCAUGAGCUACGACGUGGUUGCAGAGACGAACAAAAUUUUCUCCAAGACAUGA
Diaporthe amygdali is the source of this 1317-nucleotide messenger RNA. RefSeq lists its product as uncharacterized. Gene Ontology annotation, molecular function: monooxygenase activity; FAD binding. The record is from RefSeq and is a predicted model, not a curated record. The transcript has 2 exons. Lineage: Eukaryota; Fungi; Ascomycota; Sordariomycetes; Diaporthales; Diaporthaceae. The coding region runs from base 1 to 1317 and encodes 438 amino acids. Gene Ontology annotation, biological process: secondary metabolite biosynthetic process.